Messenger RNA from Cheilinus undulatus (humphead wrasse), 2094 nucleotides. RefSeq names its product ABC transporter F family member 4-like. The transcript is spliced from 3 exons. The record is from RefSeq and is a predicted model, not a curated record. Bases 97 to 1980 code for a protein of 627 amino acids. NCBI's taxonomy places the organism in Eukaryota, Metazoa, Chordata, Actinopteri, Labriformes, Labridae.
ACCUUCUCAGUCUGUGACUGGCCACAGAGCAUUUCAAGUUUCUUACUUAACUUCUGUGCUGAGAGAAAGACUAUAUCAUUUCAGCUGACAAGCAAAAUGACUUCUCUGUUACAUCCAAGUCAGUUGCUCCUGAUUGCACUGUUAAGCUGGAAUGUCCUCUGCUUUCCUCUUAAACCAGUCUGGAACCAGAAAAAUCAGAAUGUGGGGCAUUACAACAAUGUGCAGGCACCUCCUGGCCUUCACCUUAGCUCACCCCAAUAUGCUACUGCUCAGCCUUCCAGUGUGAACCACCCUGCAGUCUCCUACCUGCAUGAUCCCCAGCCAGUAAUGGAAAUGAGCCCUGGAACCUCCAAUACAGCAAGCUCUUCUCCAAGCAAUUACCAUAUGGUUUCAUCAGGUGCUGCUCCAGGUUGGGGUCAUUCUGGCCGUAUUGCGGCUCAGCCCCUGCCUUACUAUGGUCAUGCAGCCCCUCAGCCUUUCCGCCAGGGAGGUGAACUUGACAACUACGGGGGAAGAUUUGAGCAUGGUAGCUCAGAACGGGAAUCUGCAGCACUGAGCAGGCCUUCCACACCACUUUCAGAACCCCUCUACCAAGGUGGAGAGCUUGACAACUAUGGGGGAAGAUUUGAACACGGCGGUUCAGAGCGGGAAACCGAAGAGCUGAGCAGGCCUUCCACACCACUUUCAGGACCUGUGUACCAGGGUGGGGAGCUUGACAACUAUGCAGGAAGCUUUGAACAUGGAAGCUCAGAACGGGAAUCUGAGGCACUGAGCAGGCUUUCUACACCAGUAUCAGAAUCCCUUUACCAAGGUGGUGAGCUAGACAACUACGGGGGAGGAUUUGAGCACGGCAGUUCGGAACGGGAAACUGAGGAGCUGAGCAGUCUUGUCCCAACACAUUCUGGACCUGUGUACCAGGGUGGGGAGCUGGACAACUACGCAGGAAGCUUUGAGCAUGGCAGUUCAGAAAGAGAAACUGAGGAGCUGGGUGAGCUUCAGUUUCCUUCAUCAGAAUCUCUCUACCAAGGUGGUGAGCUCGACAACUACGCCGGCAGCUUCGAGCAUGGUAGCUCAGAACGGGAAACGGAGGAGCUGAGUGACCUUGUACAGCCCCGCUCGAAUUCUCUCUACCAGGGUGGGGAGCUGGACAACUAUGCAGGAAGCUUCGAGCAUGGUAGCUCAGAACGGGAAACGGAGGAGCUGAGUGAUCUUGUACAGCCACGAGCAAAUUCCCUCUACCAGGGUGGUGAGCUGGACGACUAUGCAGGGAGCUUCGAGCAUGGUAGCUCAGAACGGGAAACGGAGGAGGUGAGUGAUCUUGUACAGCCACGAGCAAAUUCCCUCUACCAGGGUGGUGAGCUGGACAACUAUGCAGGGAGCUUCGAGCAUGGUAGCUCAGAACGGGAAACGGAGGAGCUGAGUGAUCUUCUACCGCCGCUCUCAAAUUCCCUCUACCAGGGUGGCGAGCUGGACAACUACGCAGGGAGCUUCGAGCAUGGUAGCUCAGAACAGGAAACUGAAGAGCUGAGUGAUCUUUCCCCACCUGCUGCAGAAUCCCUCUACCAGGGCGGUGAGUUGAGUCACUACGAAGCUGUGAUGGAGCAUGGAAAUGAAGAGAGGGAAACUGAAGAACUAGGCCACAUGAACUAUCUCCCUUCUGCUCCAGUGCAACAAAUGGCUGUGCAGUCAACUACCUCCUCCACCUCUGAAGAAGCCUCUGAGCAUGAGUCUUCAUCAGAUCUGGGAGUGAUCAGUCUGAACCACUUCUUCCUCUUCCUGAAUGGCCAGCUUCCUCCUGGCACAUACACUCAAUCGAAGUCUAACUUCGAAGCAGGCAAAGACUACUUGGAUGAAGUCCAUUACCAGAGGUACCACUUGCCUGCUCCUCAGUUCCAAGUUGUGCAAGCUGAGCCGGCUAAAACUAAGGUGAUACCUGAUGAGCAGGUCUUGCAGAGGCCCCAGGAUUACAGCAAAAUUUAAGGAGGAUGGACUUUGUGAACCAACUUGAAUAUUUGGGAUCAGGCAAUUCCAGCCAUGCAGUUUUAUUUCCUUUCAAGUUGCUGCUUCUGAAAUUUGAAUAAAAUGUUAAAAUGA